Molecule: messenger RNA, 1557 nt
Organism: Macadamia integrifolia
Lineage: Eukaryota; Viridiplantae; Streptophyta; Magnoliopsida; Proteales; Proteaceae
Product: peroxidase 28-like
Exons: 4
Coding region: 25-1338 (437 amino acids)
Biological process (GO): response to oxidative stress; hydrogen peroxide catabolic process
Molecular function (GO): heme binding; peroxidase activity
Source: RefSeq, a predicted model, not a curated record
UCAGUUCCAGAGAGAAGAAAGAAAAUGAAGUCUUUGGCAAUAGUAGCAUAUGGGCUUAGCUUAGUAGUUUUAAUAAACUACACUUGUUUGUGUUCUGAUCUGCAGAUGGGCUACUACAAGGGCAAAUGUCCAGACAAUAAAACAGAUGUGGAGGACAUUGUCAAAAGUUCUAUAGCCUCACAAUAUGCGUUAGAUGCAACCACUAGCCCUGCACUCAUACGUAUGCAAUUCCAUGAUUGUUUUGUCAGGGGAUGUGAUGCAUCAAUACUCCUAGAUGGCAAUAAAACUGAGAAGAAUGCACCUCCUAACCUAACCGUGAGAGGUUAUGAUGUAAUCGACAAAGCGAAAUCCGAUGUCGAGGAUAAAUGCCCUGGUGUUGUUUCUUGUGCUGAUAUAAUUAUCAUGGCUGCUAGAGAAGCUGUUGUGUUGGGUGGAGGUGACUACUACAAUGUAACAUUGGGGAGAAGGGAUGGACAACAUUCCAAUAUAACUGAAGCUGUGCUUCUCCUCCCUGCUGCUGACAUUUCAGUCGGGGACUCAAUUGCAGCAUUUUCAGCUCUGGGAAUUGAAGUUUCAGACAUGGUUGCCCUCAUUGGUGCUCACACAGUAGGAGUCGCACAUUGUUCUUCCUUCAAAGAUCGUCUCUACAAUUUCAACAACACAGGAAUGGCAGAUCCAACCAUGGAUGAAGCUCUCCUUAACUCAUUAAAGUCAACUUGUCCUCAGAAUUCAACAGAUGAUAACUUUGCCAAUCUGGAUCAAAACUCUCUCAGUGCAAACACUGUUGACAACUCCUUCUUCAUGCAAAUACAAAAGGGCAAAGGACUUCUAGGUAUCGACCAAGAGAUAGAUCUGGACACUCGAACUAAUGGAACAGUUCAGCAAUUUGCCAACAGUAAUACACUAUAUACUGGACAAUUGGGUAUUGCCAUGAUCAAAUUGGGAGAUGUAAAUGUCCUUACUGCUCCAUUAGGAGAGAUUAGGACAUCAUGUCGAUACACUAAUGCAGAUUAUUCCGCUCCUCCCCCUCCACCUAGUUGUAAUCAUUCCUCAACCCCUCCUAGUAAUUCCUCAGCCCCUGCUAAUAGUUCCACAACCCCUCCUAAUAAUUCCUCACCCCCUCCUAAUAAUUCCACAACCCCUCCUAAUACUUCCUCACCCCCUCCUAAUAAUUCCACAACCCCUCCUAAUACUUCCUCACCCCCUCCUAAUAAUUCCACAACCCCUCCUAAUACUUCCUCACCCCCUGCCAAUAGUUCCUCAACCCCUCCUAAUAAUUCCACAACCCCUCCUACUAAUUCCUCAUCCCCUCCUACUAAUUCCUCAUCCCCUACAUAGAGUUUUCAUGCUCCCCUUGGCAAUAAAAUUGCUUUCUACCAAUAAUAAUAAUAUUCCUCACCCCCCCCCCAUUAAUUGUAAUUGUUGACCAAAUUAGUAUAUGUAUGAUCAGGUCUAUGCUUUCUAUAUAUUAUUUAUAAAUGGGACACAUGAUUGUGGAUUCUUCUUUUCUGCAUACUGUUAUUUGUAACCUAUGUCGAAAGACUCUAUAGUAUUGUU